UUAAAAGCAGACGCGUUGAAGGAAAAAAAAAACAUUCAAACCAGCGAAGCUUCGCAUUCACAAGUCUCAGACGCGUUCCUUAAUUUCCUUGUAUUCUUUUCUUCGUCAUUUCAUAUCUUCUGUCCUUUGUAUAUAAAACUAUAACAUCUUUUCUUCAAUGUCAUUCCAGAAAACAGCAUCUUCAUCUCUCUCCUCAAUUCCUAAUGUUUUCUCGCACAAUCUUUUAUGUUUUCUUCUUCUUCUUCUUGAUCUUUCCCAGUGAUGCUAUUCGAUCUUUUCACAGUAAAUCUACCAGUGAUUUCAAUGAGAGAAAGAUUGAUCAGUUUGAUUUUUCUCUGCAAUUCUUGGAGGCCCCAGAGUAUCAAAAUGGAAUGGAAUGUGCUACUGUACCUAGUUUGAUAGAUGAUCCUUCGCUUGUUCAUGUAGCUAUGACACUCGAUCCACAUUACUUGAGAGGCACCAUGGCUGCAAUCCAUUCAGUUCUCAAGCAUGCUUCUUGCCCAGAAAACAUUUUCUUUCAUUUUAUUGCCUCAGAUUCAGGGCUGAUUAGUCCAAGCAAACUCACCAAGAUUGUAGAGUCCGCAUUCCCAUCUUUGAAGUUUAAGGUCUACAUCUUCAAGAAGAAUCUGGUCGAUAAUUUAAUCUCAACCUCCAUUCGUCAAGCUCUCGACAACCCAUUGAACUAUGCAAGAAGUUACUUGGCUGAUAUGCUCGAGCCCUGCAUUAAACGAGUGAUUUAUUUGGAUUCAGAUGUAAUAGUUGUUGAUGAUAUAAAAAAUCUAUGGAGGAUUCCUCUUACUGGUUCAAGAACUAUUGGAGCACCAGAGUACUGUCACGCAAAAUUCACCAACUACUUCAACAGCGAGUUUUGGUCAGAUCCUGAGCUUUCCAGGGUUUUUGAAGGGAAGAUGGCUUGCUAUUUUAAUACUGGUGUGAUGGUGAUAGACUUGGAGAGGUGGAGAGAAGGUGGUUAUACUAGGGAAAUUGAGAAAUGGAUGAGAAUCCAGAAAGAGAGAAGGAUUUAUGAGUUGGGUUCUCUUCCACCGUUUUUAUUAGUGUUUGCUGGGGAUGUUGAAGCAAUUGAUCAUAGAUGGAAUCAGCAUGGGCUUGGUGGGGAUAAUGUGGUUAGAAGUUGCAGGCCUUUGCAUCCAGGACCUGUGAGUUUGUUGCAUUGGAGUGGUAAAGGAAAGCCAUGGAGGAGGCUCGAUGAAAUGAAGCCUUGCCCAAUUGAUUCUUUAUGGGCACCUUAUGACCUCCAUAAAAACAAGAACCAUCAACAUAUCCACCAUAUGAAGAGAAGGCAAAGAUGAUCAAGUUUUGUGUAGUAUAAGAAGGUGAUUCUUUUAUUUAUUUAAAGGUGAUUCUUUUAUUUAUUUAAACUUGUUCUCAGUUAAUAUUUUAAGACGAGAGGACAGCUUUUGUAAAGAGAAGGAGAAAUUCCAGAUACAGAAAUCAAUUGAAUCAAAAUUCUUUGCAGUUUUGAGGUUGUUAUUCACAAAGAUUUUUGUCAUAUGGAAAGGAAUACAUUUCUUUAAUACUUUUA
Molecule: messenger RNA, 1543 nt
Organism: Hevea brasiliensis (rubber tree)
Lineage: Eukaryota; Viridiplantae; Streptophyta; Magnoliopsida; Malpighiales; Euphorbiaceae
Product: probable galacturonosyltransferase-like 10
Exons: 1
Coding region: 204-1310 (368 amino acids)
Cellular component (GO): Golgi apparatus
Molecular function (GO): glycosyltransferase activity
Source: RefSeq, a predicted model, not a curated record